Protopterus annectens (West African lungfish) is the source of this 2600-nucleotide messenger RNA. It is a transcript of the gene PWWP2B, whose product is annotated as PWWP domain containing 2B. Gene Ontology annotation, cellular component: nucleus; nucleoplasm. The record is from RefSeq and is a predicted model, not a curated record. The transcript has 3 exons. Lineage: Eukaryota; Metazoa; Chordata; Ceratodontiformes; Protopteridae. Bases 359 to 2116 code for a protein of 585 amino acids.
GAAAAAGGCAGAGGGUAGUGCUGAAAACGAACAAUACCAAUUUGGUCUCAUUUUUUUUUUUAAGUAUAGCUGGUAGUGUGAUAACAUAUUGGUGGCAGGUGGUUGUAAGCGCAGUCGCACUCCAUAUAUUGAUGGAUAAGGAAAGCAGUAGAAACCUAAGCUGUAUAUUUUCAAUAGCACUAGGUCCAUGAACCAUUGGCUUCAAGCGCUCCAAGGGUUAAUACCAGUGCUAUGACGUCACGCACUUCCCUCGUGGAACUGUUCCGAGUUCGAGAACGAGGAAGGAGGCCAAAGCGGUUGAGUAAGCGAGGUAUCUUGGGGCCCGAGGCUGCUGCGCUACUGUUGAUAAUCGGUGACCAUGGAACCCAUAAAGCAGGAGCUGCAGGCCGGCUCCUGGAUUCAGGUCUUGGUGGACAAUGUCAUAAAUGAUACGCUUGUGGUGACUCUGAGCUACGCGGACCGAAAGUACAGUGGCAUCCUGAUCGACUGCAGCAAGAAGUCUGGUUUAUUUUGUCUUCCAUCCAAUGAACUGUCCACAAAGAAGUGCCCUUACCAAGUUGAUGGAGACCAGGAACUUGUUCCUCAAUCUGAACUGCAGUUUUUACAAGAUAACCCUUCCAAGCAAGCGGAACAUGAACAAUUUUCUCCCAUUUCGCCUUCACCAGGAGCUACAUCUAUUUACCCACCAUAUUUUGAGGGUGCUCCUUUUCCCCAUCCUUUGUGGUUAAGACAUGCAUACAAUCAGUGGAUUCCUCAGCCUCCUCUAAGGACCGUUAAAACACCAAGAAGACGACUUUCUCGCAAUAGGGAUUCUGGUAAGCUUAUAAUGAGUUCCAUUAGGUUGCGACCAAGACAAGUGCUGUGUGAACGGUGCAAAGCCACAUUGAGCUCAAAUGAGGAUAACAAAGAUGAACACAACACCUCACCACCAAAUAAGACUACUGACACCCAAGACAAAGAUCAGCAAAGGUCUGAUGAACUUGAGACUGCAGACAAAAUGUCAAAAACAGAAAGUAAGGAAGACUGCCGAUCUUCAGAUGAUUCAGUUCACAGGAGUCCCAUCAUUAAAAUCUCAUAUAGUACCCCACAGGGAAGAGGUGAGGUCAUAGAAAUUCCUUCCAGGGUUCAUGGUUCUCAGAAGCCCAUUUGCUCAAGACAGUUAAUGCAGAAUGACUUUGGGGACAAUGAGAAGAACAGAGAUGUCCUUACUUUUCGGGAAGUUAAAGAUUUUGCAGGGGGCUCGGCAUCUAGUCCAGUUAACUACAUUCCAAAACUGAAACUGGUGAGGCCAGUGCAUUCCAGUAAUGAUGCCCCUCCUCCAAAAAUUAGGCUAAAGCCUCAUCAGAUGAGAGAUGGAGAACGCCUUUCAAUUUACCGGGCAGAAAUUGUCGAGGAUGUAAACUGUAGUGGUCACCCUCGGAAUAUGCCAAAUCGUUCUACAAUGCAUUCUGAAGAAUCAACAGACAGAAGUUCAGCUGACAUAUCUUCAGGGAGCUCGGAAGAGGAGGAAGACUUUAAGAUGCAUUGUAAAACCAAAGGGCGUCAUAAUAAUUUAACUUUGCUUCUGGAUUAUAAGAGAAGGAAAGCGGACUCUUCAACUUUCUCUGUGUGUAGUAGUGACAGUCUAGAUGAAUCUAAGUCGUCAUCUAGUUCGGAUGCUUUAUCUUUGGAAGUGUGUGAUCUCACACCAGGCGAUGACUUCUCAGUUUCCUCUUCCCUUGAUGAGAAUAAAUCUGUGCCACCAUUAACAGUUAGACUAAAUGCCAGAAGUGUUAAAAAGUGUGUCACUGAUGAAGGUAAAACUGUUUCUGUUGGGGAUGUUGUUUGGGGCAAGAUUCACGGGUGCCCAUGGUGGCCUGCACGUAUUCUCAAUAUAAGCAUUAGCAAAAGGGGAUAUGGAAAUCCUUCAUGGAAAGAAGCCAAGGUGGAAUGGUUUGGGUCACCGACUACAUCUGUGUUAUCAGUUUCUAAACUUUCACCUUUUUCAGAGUACUUUAAAUUGAGAUUUAACAGGAAGAAGAAAGGAGUGUAUCGUAAAGCAGUUGCUGAAGCUGCUAAAGCCACUGCGUAUUUGAACCCUGAAAUUGGAAUUCUUUUAAGUCGGCUAGAAACCUAGAUCAUCUACUGUAAAAGGGUGGCUUUUCAUCUACUGGCAGAGGAGGUUGAAUGAUGCAGCAUGAGGACGUAUGGCUUAGCCCAGAGUUAGGAGGAACAUGAGAGAGCAGCAGGAGGCUGGUAACCCAUGGGUGCGUAUUCAGACCUGGGUGAUUUUAGUGAGCCCCAGAUGAUGUGCUAGCCUGAGACCGACUUGACUUGUAGUGCUGAAUAGAUGCUUGAAAAAGGAUGUAACUGAAUGAUGGCUGUAGCCACUACCAUAGCUGAAGUAUUCUUGCUUGGGUCGCAGUGUGGACUGCAUCAGUGACAGGAGUAACAACUUUAGCAGCUACUGCUAUUUUUACUAGUUUUAAUAAACUUGUAAUGAAAAGAAAAUUACUCCUUUAUACAAAAUUUUCUUGAUGCCACAAUCAAAUGGCCUCACCUUUGCAUUUCUUACAUCCUCUGUAGCAAAUGUCAAUAAACAUCAUUUCUGGUAUCAGUCA